GCAGUUAUUCAACAUUUUUUAAUUUGGUAAUACGUUAGUUAAAUAUGAUUGCGUAUAUUGUUGGAUUAGGCCUUACAAUACAGAUUGCUUGUGGUGGCUUUAUCACGAUGCCCCCAGGUGACCUCGGGGGGUUUGAAGAAUCGAUAAUACAGGAAAUAAACGAAAGCAUAAAAAACUCAGUACGCGAUAUACAAGCGAACAUAAAAAGCUACAGUUUUAUGAUGCAGAAUAUGACGGACACAGUGGUGGAGGAAAAUAUGGCUUUGAUAUCGGAAAGAAUCCAGAAUUUCAAAAAGGAGUUGGCCCAAGCCAAAGCCUCUGUGGUGGUGGAUUGCUUGAUUGAGGAGGGUCAAUUGGAUGUUUUAGAAGAACAAGUGAAUGAAGAAGUCAAGUCUUGCACCAAGAAAGUGAUGACUGAGGUGGUUAACGUCAUUAGCGACAGUUUAAACCAAGCGCAAACGUUCAUGUCUGUCCCAGAAAUAAUCGGAAAAGACAUACAAAAAUGUGGAUUCAGCCCUACCUGCAUGCAAAUCAUAGUUAUGGAUGCGAUUUCAGAGAGCCUGCAGAUACCACCAAAAGUAAUGACGAUAGCCGCCAAAAUACAACAGCUGAAUUUGAGGACCGUGACCUCCAUUGACACGUGCAUGUUGAACAGCAUUAAAAAGGUAACCAAAAUGGGUUUUGAUAUCAUUGAAGACGUUCUGUAUUGUAUUGAAGAUACCGUGGAUAAUGGCGGUGAAGAAUAUGAUGAAGAUAAUGAAGAUGCAGAAGCUAAUAUCGAAUAAUAAUUAUCUCAAUAAAUUAACCUGGUAUCGAUUAAAUAAAACUUUAUAUUUGUAAA
This is a messenger RNA of Brassicogethes aeneus, 841 nucleotides long. The record is from the annotation of a GenBank genome assembly. Lineage: Eukaryota; Metazoa; Arthropoda; Insecta; Coleoptera; Nitidulidae.